AUGUCGGUCUCUAACCCUCUCGGCGAUACAAUCGUUGCCGGGGCGCUCAACCCUGCUGAGGGAAAGAUCGUCUCGGUGCCGAACCAUGAGGCCAUCAAUGAGAAAUCCAGCACUCAUAUGAGUACUCCUGAAAAGGGGCUCAAUGCCGAAGUCAAGGAAAUUCGGCCUCUUUCAGACAUUUCUGAUCAUGAUACGGACGAUGGAAGUGAAGACGUCAUCAUCAGAACUGGCGCGGAUGCCGCUGAGCAUUUGUUGCCUCUCCGCGACGACUUCCAACCUGCUCUGACUUUCCGAAGUCUCCUUCUAGCCACCUGCCUCUCAGCCUUCCAGGCGGUCAUGAGUCAAAUCUACACGUUCAAACCCACCCAGGUCACCAUCUCGGGAACCUUCAUCGUUCUCAUUGCCUAUUUUCUAGGCAAAGCAUGGGCCAACUUUCUCCCCCGAGGCGAUAAAUUCGAAGCUCGGUGGAGGGAGAAGGGCGGGGAAGGUCAACCUCCCCAAUGGAUUCGGAUUCUGUCUUUCUUCAAUCAUGGACCCUGGAACCUCAAAGAGCAUGCUAUUUGUGCUAUCACAGCAACAUCUGCGUCCAACGCCGCCGCCAGUAUCCAAGUCUUCGCGGCACAGGACCUUUUCUACGAUCUUCCCUUGAGUCCAACUACGGUUGUUUUGAGCGUCAUCUCCAUUGGACUAUUUGGCUAUGGCAUAUGCGGCGUCAUGCGACCCAUCGCCGUUUGGCAUGUUGACGCUGUUUACUGGAGCACUCUACCCACCGUCAAAACACUUCAGGGGCUGCAUUGGCAAGACUUGAAGAAUUCGAAGCCUCUGCGAUGGUUUUGGUACAGCUUUUUCGGUAUUUUCGUCUACGAGUUCUUCCCUGCCUACAUGUGGCCGUGGCUUAACUCGGUCUCUGUUCCUUGUCUCGCCGCGAUGCAUGCAACGGGACAGAAGGCUGCUACCCUGACCAAUCUUUUUGGCGGUGCGACCAACAACGAAGGACUGGGUCUAUUCAGUUUGUCCUUCGACUGGCAAUACAUUACUUCGUUCAACACGUCGCUUCCCCUCGCACUGCAGGCCCACGCAGCACUUGGGUACUUCGUGUGUUUCAUCGCAAUGCUUACCAUCUACUACACCAACGCGUGGGACUCCAAGUCUCAGCCAUUCAUGUCAACGCGUCUUCGCUCUGAGGAUGGAUCCACGUACCCCAUUGCGAAGGUUUUCACUGGUGGCGUACUGAACAAGGAUGCUUUGGCAACCUACGGAAUUCCUAGGCUUACUGGGAGCUUUGCCUACGCCAUGUUCAUGGCAAACGCAGCGAUUGGUGCCUUGAUUGCACACUGCUUCCUGUUCUGGGGAGGAGACGUUGUCAAGGCUUACAAGAGCGCGAAGAGUGGUCGAUAUGAAGACAGGCACCAUGCACACAUGGCCAAGCACUACAAGGAGACCCCUUGGUGGUGGUAUGUGGUAGUCCUUGUUCUCAGCUUCGUUCUAGGAAUCAUCGUCGUGACCACUCAGAACAUCACUCUUCCAGUUUGGGCGUACAUUGUGUCCCUGUUGCUUGGGAUUUUCAUUGCACCUUUGAGUACUAUUUUAUACUCUCGAUAUGGCAACGGAAUCGCCACGAACAAUCUGUCGAAAAUGCUUGCCGGCCUGCUCUUGCCGGAGCGCCCCAUUGGCAACAUGUAUUUUGCCGCUUGGUCACACAACGUCAUUUCAAACGCUGUCACCCUUUCCAAUGAUUUGAAGAUGGGCGAAUACCUCAAGAUCCCGCCUCGUGUCAUGUUCCUGACGCAGGUAUACGGCACCAUCUUGGGCGGUUUCAUUAAUUAUGCUGUCAUGAUCUCAAUUGUCAACGGAAACCGUGAGCUUCUUGUGGACAGCAAUGGUAACAGUGCCUGGAGCGGUGCCACGAUGCAGUCCUACAACACCAACGCGACAUCUUGGGCUUUGGCACGAUACCUCUACAAGAUCGGGGGAAAGUACGAAAUGGUCCCUAUUGGUCUCGGUAUUGGUUUUGGAAUUGUCGCUCUUCACAGGCUGGUGGUCUACUUCGUUCCCAAAAUUCGUGGGUUCUCUCUCUCGGAGAUCAACUUCCCUCAAUUCAUCCAGUAUGCUGGUUUCAUCCCGUACAACCAGUCGCAAACUUGCGUCAUCUUCAGCCAGAUCAUCGCGGGGUUUUUUACCCAGUUUUAUCUGCGCAACUACCGGCCUAGAAUCUUCCGCGACUAUUCUUACCUCGUCACCGGCGCUAUGGAUGGUGCGAGUUUGACGGUGCUAUUCAUUCUAUCAUUCGCUGUGUUCGGCGCUGGCGGCUCUUCCAAGCCGUUUCCGAUUUGGUGGGGCAACAACGCGAACGGUAAUUACGAUCUAUGCCCAUCUUCAGAGUAG
Molecule: messenger RNA, 2385 nt
Organism: Colletotrichum karsti
Lineage: Eukaryota; Fungi; Ascomycota; Sordariomycetes; Glomerellales; Glomerellaceae
Product: OPT oligopeptide transporter
Exons: 7
Coding region: 1-2385 (794 amino acids)
Biological process (GO): transmembrane transport
Molecular function (GO): oligopeptide transmembrane transporter activity
Source: RefSeq, a predicted model, not a curated record